Messenger RNA from Colletotrichum graminicola M1.001, 1998 nucleotides. RefSeq names its product glycosyl hydrolase family 31. Bases 1 to 1998 code for a protein of 665 amino acids. The record is from RefSeq and is a predicted model, not a curated record. Gene Ontology annotation, biological process: carbohydrate metabolic process. The transcript has a single exon. Lineage: Eukaryota; Fungi; Ascomycota; Sordariomycetes; Glomerellales; Glomerellaceae. Gene Ontology annotation, molecular function: hydrolase activity, hydrolyzing O-glycosyl compounds; carbohydrate binding.
AUGGGACUCCAGGAAAAGGACGGGAAGCUAGUCUUCACUUACGAUGCGGAGCAGCUCUGGGUUCAAGCGUGGGGGCCCAAUGCAUUCCGAGUUCGGGCAAGCAAAGCCCGCGAAAUGCCUACCGAAGAUUGGGCUCUGCUUAAUCCCAACAGAACCGAGGUCAAUAUCGCCAUUGAUGCAAACGCCGCCACCAUCACCAACGGGAAAAUCAAGGCCUCUAUUACUCGCGGUGGAAAAUUGUUGAUGUGGAACUCCAAGGGCGAAUUGCUACUCGAGGAGUAUUCCCGUCACCGACGAGAUGUACUAGACCCUAAGUGCAGCGCUCUUGAUGUCGAAGCUCGCGAAUUCCUCGCCAUCGUGAACAGCAACGACUACCAUCUUACAGCACGAUUUGAGAGCAUCAACGCCGAUGAGAAAAUAUUUGGCAUGGGUCAAUACCAGCAGCCAUUUCUGGAUCUCAAGGGCCACGAUCUUGAGCUUGCGCACAGGAACUCCCAAGCCAGUGUCCCAUUUGCCGUCUCAUCGCUGGGAUAUGGAUUUCUUUGGAACAAUCCUUCUGUCGGAAGAGCUGUUCUCGGUCGCAACAUCAUGAGCUUUGAAGCCAAGUCUACUCGUGCCCUGGAUUACUGGAUUGUGGCCGGCGACACUCCGGCGGAGAUUGUCGAGGCUUAUGCCGACGUCACCGGCAAAGUUCCGAUGAUGCCUGCAUACGGACUUGGCUUUUGGCAAUGCAAACUUCGAUACCAAACACAGGAGGAGCUACUGGAAGUUGCGCGCGAAUACCGGAGACGCAAGCUGCCUAUAGACCUUAUCGUUAUCGACUUUUUCCAUUGGCCGCUACAAGGAGAGUGGAAGUUCGACGCAACAUACUGGCCCGACCCGGAAGCCAUGAUCAAAGAGCUACAAGAGCUAAAGAUCGAGCUGAUGGUUUCAAUCUGGCCGACUGUGGAUCAAAAAUCCGAAAACUGGGACGAGAUGGUUGAAAAGGGUUAUCUCAUCCAGUCCGACCGAGGUAUUCGGAUCGCCAUGAAUUUCCAGGGAGACACUACUCACUUCGACGCAACGAACCCUGGCGCUAGAGAUUAUGUCUGGAAGAAAGCAAAGAAGAACUACUACGAUAAAGGAAUCCGUGUCUUCUGGCUUGAUGAGGCCGAACCUGAGUAUACCGUGUACGACUUCGACACAUAUCGUUAUCAUCUAGGCUCUAAUGUCUCUAUCGGAAACAUAUAUCCGGUCGAAUAUGCACGCGCCUUUUAUGAAGGCAUGAAGGCAGAAGGACAGGAAGAAAUUGUCAACCUUAUUCGAUGUGCCUGGGCGGGGAGUCAAAGGUAUGGCGCUCUAGUAUGGAGCGGAGACAUCGCUUCUUCCUGGGGAAGCCUCCGAAACCAGGUCGCUGCUGGCCUUCACAUGGGUCUCUGCGGCCUUCCUUGGUGGACCACUGACAUCGGAGGUUUCCAUGGCGGCGACCCAAGAGACGAAAGUUUUCGUGAGCUGUUCGUCCGCUGGUUCCAAUGGGGCGCGUUUUGUCCCGUCUUCCGCCUCCAUGGAUGCCGCGAGCCGGAGCAGCCGCAGCACGGUACUACAGGAGGAGCAACUUGCCGCAGCGGUGCACCCAAUGAAGUGUGGUCAUACGGCCCUGAGGUCUAUGAAAUCUGCAAGAGGUACAUGUUUCUUCGUGAGGAGUUGCGUGAGUAUAUCCGAUCUCUGAUGAAGGAGGCACACGAAAGGGGCACGCCUGUGAUGAGAACACUCUUCUACGUUUUCCCGAGUGACAAGGAGACAUGGAACAUCGGUCAGCAGUACAUGUUCGGAGACAAAUACUUGGUGUGCCCCGUGUUGGAGGCUGGAAAGACGAGAAUCAAUGUUUAUCUACCUGUUCUUGAGGGAGAUGGCAAAUGGAAGCCGCUGCUUGAAGGCAAGUCGAACACCUAUGAGGGGGGCAGAUGGAUUGACAUCGAGGCGCCUUUGGAAUGGAUGCCGGUUUUCCAAAGACUAUAG